UUUGUCAAUCUAAGCCUCUCGCGGCGCGUCUGUGACGUAAUUCCGCGCGACGCAAGCUCUUUCACGUCCGCACGCACAGUAGUGCCAACAUGGCGUUUACGCUGUACGCACUGAUCCAGACAGCGAUAUUAUUCACUAAUGCCAUCGCAGUUCUGCACGAAGAGAGGUUUCUCAGUAAAAUCGGCUGGGGAGCAGAGCAGGGUAUUGGAGGAUUUGGAGAUGAACCCGGCAUUAAAGCACAACUUCUGAACCUUAUUCGCUCCGUCAGGACUGUCAUGAGAGUACCUCUGAUAGCAGUAAAUUCAGUGGGUAUCGUCUUAUUAUUACUGUUUGGAUGAAGAUGGGUUGCGGUGGAUCAGGAUCUAAUGAGGAACACAGGGAAUGUGGCAAAGGACAAUGGACUGUUUUCUAUCUGUGGUUCUAUAUGUUGCUCUCAAUGUCUGAAAAUUGUACCCUUAAUGAUUUAGCUGUAAGUACUCUGGGAGUUUUAUAUGAAACAAAUACCAGUAAAUGUUUUUUUCUUGUCCAGUUUUGUAACAUUACAGAAGCUCCUGCGUCUGUGCUUGUUGUUUUUGUCACAUCCAAGGUCCAGUAAAGCGUCGCUUCCUCAGGCAUUCAUUCAUGUGUUUCUUAGAGCGACAAUGAAAUCAGUCAGACAGGUCUGCCAAAGCCAUACUGCUGUCUUACGGUUUGAUUCUGGCACCUGAAAUAUAGUUUCAUUCCUUUUCUUUCUUUUUUAAAUAAAUGUUAAGUUCCCCAAAGCUAAUCGUAUGGUGUUUCCAUUUCAAAGACAGCUUGGAAAGUAAAAGUUGGGUUUAAUAUAUUUAAAGACAUAUGGGUAAAGUCUGAAUUUUUUAAUAAAGAUGUGGUUAAUGUAGUGUUGUUAUGAUAUCAUGCUUUAAUAUGCAACACAUUUGGUUUAAAGGGUUUGAAAAGUUUGACCAGAGUAGCUUCUACCCUUAUGAGCCAGUCAUUUCAUAUUUCAGGUUUUAAUAAAGUUGUUUUGUCUUUUCAUCUGUUAA
This is a messenger RNA of Sinocyclocheilus anshuiensis, 1022 nucleotides long. RefSeq names its product immediate early response 3-interacting protein 1. The record is from RefSeq and is a predicted model, not a curated record. Lineage: Eukaryota; Metazoa; Chordata; Actinopteri; Cypriniformes; Cyprinidae. Gene Ontology annotation, biological process: endoplasmic reticulum to Golgi vesicle-mediated transport. Gene Ontology annotation, cellular component: COPII-coated ER to Golgi transport vesicle; endoplasmic reticulum membrane; Golgi membrane. The transcript is spliced from 3 exons. The coding region runs from base 90 to 338 and encodes 82 amino acids.